Hibiscus syriacus is the source of this 1562-nucleotide messenger RNA. RefSeq names its product iridoid oxidase-like. The coding region runs from base 84 to 1562 and encodes 492 amino acids. NCBI's taxonomy places the organism in Eukaryota, Viridiplantae, Streptophyta, Magnoliopsida, Malvales, Malvaceae. Gene Ontology annotation, molecular function: oxidoreductase activity, acting on paired donors, with incorporation or reduction of molecular oxygen; monooxygenase activity; iron ion binding. The transcript is spliced from 2 exons. The record is from RefSeq and is a predicted model, not a curated record.
UCAAACUCUCAGGGAAUGGAAAUCACAAGUACUUUGCUUCUAUGUUUGAUUCUCUUCUCGUUUGUAGCUUUAAGUAAGCUCUUAUGGCGAAGACAGUCUCGGAAAGUUCAAAAUCAGCAACCACCAGGACCCCCAGGAUGGCCAAUAUUAGGCAACUUUUUCGACCUGGGAACUUUGCCUCACCAGACCCUAUCAAGCCCAAGUAUGGACCAGUUCUUGGUUUGAAGCUUGGGUCAGUAAACACCGUGGUGAUACAGUCGGCCGUGGCAGCCUCCGAGUUGUUCAAGAACCAUGACCAUGAUUUCUGUGAUCGUAAAUGUCCCAUUGUGCUGACUGCUCAUAAUUACUGUCAAGGAACGCUUGCAUUUGGCAGAUACGAUAAGUCCUGGAGCAAGUUUCGCCGCAUUUGCUCCAUGGGACUCUCGGCGAACCGACAAACCAACGAGAUGGCUCGUCUCCGACAAAAGUGCAUCGACGACAUGGUUCGGUACAUCCAGGAAGAUGCAGCAGCAGCAGCACGUGAACGGGGAGAAGAAGGUAAGGUAAACUUGGCUCACUUUCUUUUCCUUAUGUCGUUUAACCUUGUUGGCAACCUGGUGUUAUCAAGGGAUCUUUUAAGUUCUCGAUCAGAGGAAGGGAAACAAUUCUUCGACGCCAUGAACGAGGUGAUGGUAUGGGCCGGGAAGCCAAACUUGGCCGAUUUCCUACCAGUGUUGAAGUGGUUGGAUCCCCAGGGGAUCAAGAGGAACAUGGUGCGGUACAUGGGUCGAGCCAUGAAAAUUGUGAGCAGCUUUGUUAAUGAGAGGAUUGAUGACCUGAAGCUCGCCAAGGAAAAGACAACCAAGGACUUUUUAGAUACAUUGCUGGAGCAUACAGGUGAAGGAAAACAAGGGCCUGCCACAAUAUCGAAUCACAAUGUUAUCAUAAUCAUACUGGAAAUGUUUUUCGCCGGCUCGGAAACAACAAGCAGCACCAUCGAAUGGGCAAUGGCAGAGCUCCUCCGUAAUCCCGAGUCAAUGGCAAAGGCGAAACAAGAGCUCAACCGAGUUAUUGGGGCAGAAAGGAAAGUUGACGAGAGUGAUACGGAUAAUCUGCCAUACUUGCAAGCUGUGAUAAAAGAAACGCUGAGAUUACACUCUGCGCUUCCUUUACUCCUUCCUAGGAAUGCCAUGCAAGAGACCAAGUAUAUGGGGUAUUUCAUCCCGAAAGGGACACAGAUUUUUGUGAACGCAUGGGCAAUCGGAAGAGACCCGGAAUCAUGGGAGGAUCCCUUGGCAUUCAAACCCGAACGAUUUUUAGGGUCAAAUAUAGAGUACAAGGAACAGAAUUUCGAGUUGAUCCCUUUUGGUUCAGGUAGAAGAAUUUGUGUAGGCAUGCCAGUAGCUCACAAAGUAGUUCAUCUUGCUCUGGCUAGCUUGCUUCAUUCCUUUGACUGGGAGCUUGGGAACAACUUAUGUCCCGAAACGAUCGAUAUGAAUGAAAGGGUGGGGAUUACAGCUAGAAAGCUCAUACCAGUGGAAGCGAUACCAAAGAAACGAUUGUGUAUUCAUGAUCAUGCAUGA